CUUCUGUCUGCAGAGAUCAUAAGGUAGCCAAACUAGUCUCUGUACACAGACCGUUGCAUCAGGUAAUAUACCAACGCUAGCAUACAUUGCUCCAAUGUCUGGGAUAUCCGAGACAAUAGCCUAACAGGAGUACUCUCAAAUCAAGUUAAUAUAUCUGGGCAUCCUAGCUACAAGAUUGACCAGGCUUUGCCUGAUUUGAUUUAGAAGGCUAAAUUUUGGGCUUAACCUGACCAGAACAUUUUUCAUCAACUGUUUUGUAUCCCAGCAACCUGUCCUCUCAAGGGCUUGUCUACAGGUGAUAAACAUGGAGGUGCAUAAUGCGAUGCAAACAGAUGAAUAUGAUUAUUAUGACCCAAAAGACUACACUGAAGGUUAUCCUGAUGAAAGUGGAACAGAAUAUAUCUGUAACCUGAAUCUCAACCGUGAUAUGGAGAUAGUCAUACAGACCUACGUCCAUUCCUUCAUCUGUGCAUUCGGUCUCUGUGGCAAUGCGUUGGUGAUUGUCACAUAUGCCUUCUACAAGAAAGCCAAGACCAUGACAGACGUGUACCUUCUGAACGUGGCUGUGGCAGAUCUGCUGUUCAUCGUGACCCUGCCACUCAUCAUCUACAAUGAGAAGCAUGACUGGAGCAUGGGCUCAGUGGUCUGCAAGGCCCUACGAGGAGCCUACAGCAUCAACCUGUACAGUGGCAUGCUCCUGCUGGCCUGCAUCAGUGGAGACCGCUACAUCUCCAUCGUCCAGGCCAGGCGCUCCUUCGGCCUCCGCUCCCGGACCCUGAUCUACAGCCGCCUCAUCUGCACAGCCAUCUGGGCUCUGGCCAUAGCCCUGUCUAUCCCCACAGUCAUCUACAACGGGCGGGUUGAGGAGACCAACCGGUUGGGAGAGACUAUAGCCGUGUGCCAGGCUCAGUUUGAAAGUAACAAGACAGCCCGGCUGAUAAAGGUGCUGGUACCCAGUCUGCAGAUGACCAUAGGGUUCUUCCUGCCCAUCCUGGUCAUGGUCCUCUGUUAUGCCAGCAUCAUCUGGACCCUCCUGAGGGCCCACAGCACCCAGAGACACAAGGCAGUGCGUGUGGUCCUAGCUGUGGUUGUGGUCUUUAUCGUGUGCCACUUGCCCUACAACAUGGCCCUGCUCUACCACACAGUGGCUCUGUUCCAGCAGAGGGAGUGUGAGGAGGAGAAGGUCAUCCUCACCACCCUCACCACCACCAGGAGCGUGGCCUACCUCCACUGCUGCCUCAACCCCAUCCUGUACGCCUUCGUCGGGGUCAAGUUCAGGAACCACUUCAGGAAGAUCCUGGUGGAUCUGUGGUGCCUGGGCAGGAAGUACAUCUACCCCUCGGGUCGCUCCUCACGCAUGACCUCUGAACUCUAUAUCCCAGCUCGCAAGUCCACUGACGGAUCCAACAAUGAGAAUGGCUCCUCGUUCACCAUGUGAAGAUGGGAGUAGGUUGAGAUUGCCUCCAACUACAGGAAGUCCAGUAGUGACUGUUAUUAUGAGCAUUUGAUUGAUGCUGUAGCUACAGUACAUGGUAUUUGUAACAUGGAUGCUGAUAAUUAUGUAUUGAAAUUGCUCUAAUGACCAAUAUUCCUCUUUGCUUAUCAAUGCCAAUUUGUUUCACAGCAUGAUACUGCUUUUUGUCAAAAUAUAGCCAAGAAUUACUAAAACAUAAAAACAAUAGAAUAAAAAUUUACUGGAUGCAAUCUAAUAGAAUACAAUGACACUAUGUGUCUUUAAAGUAAAUGUAUUUGUCUAGAAAAUAUCUCAUCUCUCUUAAAAAUAACUCUAAAAUACAAAUAAGCAUUCACUAGUUCCAUGGGAUGUUUUGCAUAAACCAGUCUUUCAGUAAAAGUAAUUUGGUGCCAAAGGGGAGCUUUCCAAAUGAAAGUGUGUGUGGGCUACGGAAAGAUACAAAAUGGUGCAGUUUGAGGCAAUAUGGUGGAGAGUGAUGCUGGAGAUGGCGGGGUGAGCAGGUGUGAUGUUGCCAUUUGUAUAUGUAAGUUUUGUUUUGUAUUGUUAUUGUUAAAAAAUAUGUAUACAGUACCAGUCAAAGGU
Messenger RNA from Oncorhynchus tshawytscha (Chinook salmon), 2056 nucleotides. Its product is annotated as C-C chemokine receptor type 6-like. Bases 305 to 1438 code for a protein of 377 amino acids. Gene Ontology annotation, cellular component: membrane. NCBI's taxonomy places the organism in Eukaryota, Metazoa, Chordata, Actinopteri, Salmoniformes, Salmonidae. Gene Ontology annotation, biological process: G protein-coupled receptor signaling pathway; chemotaxis; immune response. The transcript has 4 exons. Gene Ontology annotation, molecular function: chemokine receptor activity. The record is from RefSeq and is a predicted model, not a curated record.